Antechinus flavipes (yellow-footed antechinus) is the source of this 3034-nucleotide messenger RNA. RefSeq names its product caspase recruitment domain family member 9 (gene CARD9). Lineage: Eukaryota; Metazoa; Chordata; Mammalia; Dasyuromorphia; Dasyuridae. The coding region runs from base 182 to 1792 and encodes 536 amino acids. The transcript has 13 exons. The record is from RefSeq and is a predicted model, not a curated record. Gene Ontology annotation, biological process: regulation of apoptotic process; positive regulation of canonical NF-kappaB signal transduction.
CAGUAGGGUUUCCUACUAAAGUUUGGGGACCCAGGGAAUGGGCUGGCUCCACUGCAUGGGAGGCAGAGUUACAAUAGCCAAGCUGGAAGCUCCAAGAACCUGCUAAGAGGUGGUUCGUCCAACUUCUCUUUGGCUCUCUUCAGUGGCAGUGGGUGUUUCCUAGAAAACCAUCUACCCCACCAUGUCUGACUAUGAAAAUGAUGAGGAGUGCUGGAACAUGAUUGAGAGCUUUCGGGUGAAGCUUAUCUCCAUCAUCGACCCUUCUAGGAUCACACCCUAUCUUCGACAAUGUAAGGUCAUUAACCUAGAUGAUGAGGAGCAGGUUCUCAAUGAUCCCAAUCUGGUCAUUCGAAAAAGGAAAGUAGGUGUUCUUUUGGACAUCCUCCAAAGAACUGGUCACAAAGGGUAUGUGGCCUUCCUGGAGAGUCUAGAACUUUACUACCCGCAGCUAUAUAAGAAGGUCACUGGGAAAGAGCCCACCAGGGUCUUCUCCAUGAUAAUAGAUGCCUCUGGGGAGUCCGGCCUGACCCAGCUGCUUAUGAACGAAGUCAUGAAGCUGCAGAAGAAGGUGCAGGACCUGAACAUGAUGCUGAGCGCCAAGGAUGACUUCAUCAAAGAAGUGCGGGUGAAGGACAGCAUGCUGCGCAAGCACCAGGAGCGGGUGCAGAAAAUGAAGGAUGAGUGUGAGAGCUUCAGCCGAGAGCUCAAGAGGUGCAAAGAUGAGAACUACGACCUGGCCAUGCUCUACGCCAGACAGAGUGAGGAAAAAAACAUGGCGCUCAUGAGGAACCGGGACCUUCAGCUCGAGAUAGACCGACUAAGGCACAACCUGAUGAAGGCUGAGGACGACUGCAAGGUAGAGAGGAAACACACAAUGAAGCUCAGGCAUGCCAUGGAGCAGAGGCCAAGUCAGGAGGUCAUGUGGGAGAUCCAGCAGGAGAAAGAUCUUCUUCAAGCAAAGAUCCAAGAACUGGAGAGCUCCAUGAGGGAAGGAAGGCGGGACAAGAAUAAUGCUUAUAUCCAGAUUCUGGAGGAAGACUGGAGGCAGGCUCUGAGGGAUCACCAGGAAAAGGAAAACACCAUUUUCCACCUGCGAAAGGAGCUACGGCAAGCCGAGGCACUCCGGAACAAGAGUAUAGAAGAGAAGGAGAUGUUUGAGCUGCAGGGCAUGGCCCUGCGCAAGGAUUCCAAAAUGUACAAAGAGCGCAUCGAAGCCAUUCUGCAGCAGAUGGAGGAAGUAGCUAUAGAAAGGGACCAGGCCAUCAUGACUAGGGAGGAAUUCCACCUGCAGUAUUCAAAUAGUCUGAAGGAGAAGGAUGAGCUCCGGAAGCAGAUCCGGGAGCUGGGUGAGAAGUAUGACGAGCUGCAGUUACAGCUGUUUAAGAAAGAGGGGCAGGUGCUAUCCAUGGAGAGCAAGCUAAAGCGGUUACAGUCAGAGACACCCAUUCUGAGUUCAGACUUAGAUGACAGCUCGCCCAGGAAUUCUCAGGAGUUAACUCUUCCCAGGGACCUGGAGGAUGCAGCACAGCUUUCCGGCAAAAAUCAUCCAGCUAAGGAGAGACUCCUAGAACAGCCCUUUGCCACCGCGAAGGAGAAGCUUUUUCUGGCCCAAAAUGGAGGUGGACUGAGCAAUGGGGAUCCACAAGAGAAGGAAAGGCGCCGCAUCAAAGAAAGCUUUGAGAACUAUCGUAGGAAGUGGGCCCACAGAAAGGUUCAGCACAGCACCCGGCAGGGAGAAGUAGACUGGGAAAAUACCACAGGAAGCGACAACACAGAUACGGAGGGUUCCUAACUGUACAUGACUGCUGAACCCAACCUCUCUGAGAGUCCCUGCCGUCCCCCAAAGUCAGUCUCCCAUCCCUCAUGGACAAAAUGGAGCAGGGAUGUAACAGAUCGGAAACAUCAUCUAAGCCUCUAAACCCUCUUUGAGUGGCUUGGAUUCAGAAGGAAAGUUGUGUAUUUCAAACUGCUGAACCCAAGGCUUUCUAUUCUGAAUUUAGAUUGACUUAGGCUGGUAUUAAGAUGAUUUUGUGGCUAUAAUGAAGGACAAAUAUGAAGAAUUUUGAAAAACACAAGACUUACAUAAGCAGUGCAGGAUAAAGAUGACAAAGAACAAUUACUCUAACAAAGUGAAUGAAGACAACAUUAAACAGUUAAAAAAAAAAAUCUCAGGUCAAACCCAAUGGUACCAAGUUAUCAAAGUUGAGGAAUACAACUAUCAUUUAUGUUAACGAACAGAAAACUGCAAAAAAGUGGGAAGUGAUCUGUAUUAUCAGUAUAUUUUGAGGCCAUUUUCCUCAAUUGUCUGGGACUAAUAAACAUGUGAAUUUGUUGGUAUGUCUGCUCUGUCAAAAUAAAGAACACAUUUUUAGAAAAGUAAUGCAUAGUAAGAGAAUAUGGCCUGGCUUGGAGAGACUUACAUGAACUGAUGCUAAGUGAAAUGAGCAGAACCAGGAGAUCAUUCGACAACGAUAUUGUAUGAGGAUGUAUUCUGAUGGAAGUGGAUUUCUUCGACAAAGAGAAGAUCUAACUCAGUUUCAAUUGAUCAAUGAUGGACAGAAGCAGCUACACCCAAAGAAAGAACACUGGGAAAUGAAUGUAAACUGUUUGCAUUUUUGUUUUUCUUCCCGGGCUAUUUUUACCUUUUGAAUCCAAUUCUUCCUGUGCAGCAAGAGAACUGUUCGGUUCUGCACACAUAUAUUGUACCUAGGAUAUACUGUGACAUAUUUAACAUGUAGAGGACGCUUGCCAUCUGGGGGAGGGGGUGGAGGGAAGGAGGGGAAAAGUCGGAACAGAAUUGAAUGCAAGGGAUAAUGUUGUAAAAAAUUACCAAGGCAUGGGCUCUGUCAAUAAAAAGUUAUAAUUAUGAGGAAAAAAAAGAGAGAGAGAGAAUAUGGCCUGGGACAAUAUAAGGGGACUGCAAACAAUCUUCCACAGUGUUAUUAGUAAUUUUCUUAAUAAUCACAGAGCAGAUAAUUGAGAAUUUAUUGUAACUUUAAUGGUCUACUUGCAAUAAAGAUCUAGAUUUGCUCUA